AUCUCGCAGUCAAUAAACCGAGUCCAUCUUUUCAACUGUGAUAACACAUAUAAGUUGGAGCCUGUCGAGCACUUACUGAAUAAAAUAGCAGAACUCGAUGGCCACCAUAUGUGUGUGGUGAAGCACUCAUUUAAACUUGCCAAAAUGUCUGAAAUAGUUGACAAAAUUUCAACUUUGGCGAUGGAUAUGGCUGUUUUUGUUGUCCAUGCACAUGAAUCUUGGCCGUCAAGCAACGAGGACAACCGUGGAAUCGGUUUCACCAAGAUAUACAGAGCUCUACUACAAGCAACGGGUAAGAAAAAGAAGCACUUUCACUCUGUAGAUUUCCCCCUACUAAAAUUUGCUGGAGUUUAUGUGAUAAUAAGUACUGUAUUCUUUCGCGGUUUUCCUAAAGAAAGAGAUAAGCGAAAUGUAAUGCAAAAUUUUGGACAUUAUCUACCAUCUAAGCUCCAUCAGGCAAUAGACUGAAAGUGAAGAUAACUGUCGCUCGUCUUACGGAUGGAAAAAGUGGAAACCGCGCCAAUUUUUUUUGGCGGCCGCGCACAAUAUUUUCCCGCUUACUCGAAUCUUAUAUACUAGCGUUUGACGUAAAUUUUUAGCGAGAAGCUCAGCCCUGAUAAAACACGUUGUCUGCGCUGAAGGAAACGGUGACACAGCUUCCGAACAUACGUCCCAAUAUCAUAGUUAGUAGUGGGACUACUGAUUAUAAUCGUGAAAUUUCUUAGUUUAAUUUCGAGAUACCUGGGUUCUCGUUCAAGUUGAUUAUUGGUCAGCUAACACCACCUAUCGACUACCAAUCGAGGUGUAUCACCAGCCGAAGAAAAGCCACGGUAAGUAAUUAGUGUGCACCCAGAAUCUUCGCUGAAAAAAAAAAAAACCUACCAGGCUAGAAUGUUUAUUCGGCUUCGAGGUUCUAUUGACUUUUGUCGGCGGUAUCACAAGCGCAUCGUAAUUUUAACGUUUACACCUUAGCUAUAAAAACAUCGUUGGUAGUUUCGUACAAAGCAAUCUUCUCUCUUUUCAUAUACACAGUUUUCCGCUAUUAGAUACACUCAAGUCACGCUUGAAUUUGAGUGUCAUGUCACGCAUUUCACUUUAUAAGUGACGUUUAAAACAGCACAGCUUCAGCGCUGGAUCAUUUUUUAAAUAACAUGUUUGCAUUUUAUGAGGGUCCCCAAAACAAUUCUUUAAUCCCGCGAUCCCGACAGUUUAUACCGGCCAAUCCCGAUCCCGAUCUAACAAUUCUGUUUUAGUCCAUUUCCUAAACUUAUGAGGGCCUUUUUGUUGGGGGAUUAUUUUCUCAACCAGCAUUUAUCCGUAGAAGUCUACGGUCAGUAAGUUUAUCUCUCUUCAUCAAAAUGAUGAUAUCGUUCAUUUUUGAAGUUUUCAAAGUUUUGCUCGAAUAAAGUACGCUAGUCACGGUGAUGACUUCCUUUCAUUAAACUUCGAUCACGGACAAACAUAUGGGUACAGACAUGUCAGUAUCAAAGAAGCGAAUAACAAUUUCAACAAGUGCACGAAACACAAAAGUUUACGGCAAUCCCAUGGUUCCAUAACAACGGAGAUUAAGAAAAAUUAACUCAACACAAUUCCGCUGUUGAAUCGAAUACUUCUUUCGAGUUAAAAUCAGCCUCUCGUUCCAAAGAUGGAAAGUCGUCAUCAUCACUCGGGGAAUCAUACUCUAAUAUUCCAUCUUCCUCUUCGUCUCGUUUCCCGCUAUUUUCUUGCUGCUCCUCGAAGUCAGAGCGUUCGAGGCUGACCGGUUCGACUGGCUGAAUUUCUCUCUAAUAGAAGUACGACGAGGACGUUCCAGCUCUUGCCAUCGUUGUUUUCUGUCUGACGGUAUAAUUCUGAGACUUUCUGUAGGUUUAAUUUUCAUUCCCGCGCAAUAACUGAAGAGUGUCGCCGAGCAUCCCGACCGCCUCUUGAAUGCUAGAGAGUCUGUGCACCUGGUGCUUUUCAUGGACUCUGAGAAGAUGAAUUUCUUCAUAAAUUCUCGUCAACGGACAUCUCGGUUCUUGGUUCGUUUAAGUGAUUAUUUCCCGAAUCCCGCUCCUCAAAAUCGUCGAUUCCUGUGUCCCCUUCAAUAUUGGAAUCCUGCAUCUCGCUCCCUUCUUACUUUAAAUUCCCGGUUCCCGGCUUUAAAUAAGUCCAAUCCCGGAUCACGAAAAACCUAUUGGAGACUCUCUUUUAUAGCGAAAUGGCAUAAUUGUUCUUUCACAUAGGCGAUGCAUUGAUUCAUUAAGUCCGCACAAGUGCAAAUUACAGAAUUACCUUUUUGGAUUUGCAAUUCACAAAUUACGAAUUUCCUUGGCAAAUUAUCGAUUUAAGUUAAUCUCGCAAGUGACAUUUUUUCAUUCCGUUUUGUUUCGCAUAAUUACAGUGAGCCUUUAUGACAAAACGACUUCUAUAUUUCACAAUGACUCGUGAGAGCAUGAAAUCUCUUUCCAAUUUCUGAAACAGUCAAAGUUGAUAAUUGUCUGCUAAUUGCAAGCCAGAUCAAAAUGUUAUGCGAAAAAAGGAAAAAAAUGGUCAGUCGAAAAACCGCUCAAAAUAAUUUAAAUGAUCCAUUAAAAACUAUUAAUCAAUAACACUUACUAAUACAACUACCUUCCACCCCUCCCUGCGUACUAAUAGUUCGUCUUCCACCCCUCCCUCAGUAGCAAGUCUACCUCCCACCCCUCCCUGAGUACCGGUAAAUUGCGUCCCACCCCUUCCUAAGUACUAAUGGUCUGCCUCUUCCCCUGAUUAAUUGGUCCAAAAAUUGGUCAAAUAAUCGACGAAAAAAAAGUCCAAAAAAUAGUCCAAUAGUCCAAAGGCCUAAUGGUCCCGUCCAUAUUUUACCCUGUGCCGCCUUAUUUCCACGAGCCCAAAUAAAAUUUACAGAAAUAAUAAAUAAAUGUGACUCCAAAGACGUCUUACGGGCCCUUGCAUAAACACUUCGUUAAUCAAACAGCAAAAAUCAUGUCCCUUUCGUGCAAUACGGAUUAAACAUGUAUCAAUCAAUUUAAUAUUAAUGUCAAUGCUUGGGAUCAGGUUGCCUCGUGUAUCCGAGCCAGAGGCUCGUGUAUACGACGUAGGACAGUAAGCAACAUAAAAUUAAAAAACAAAAAAAACAAAAACAAAAAAAUAAAAAACUAAACCUACAAAAAGAAAUGCUUUACUUAGAACUAUCGGUAGGGCGAUAACACCAGGUGCUCAAUCAAAGGGGUGCAUUGUUCCAUAUUUUACAUCUGGCAUUAGAUUGAGUGUGUCUGACAUGGGAGAUACAAACAUACCGGCCAAAAAAAAAAGACAUCGGAAAUUGCAUAUCACGUGUGAAAUUAUGUACUGUUACGCCUCUUUACAUUUGAAUCUACUUUAUUAUCAGGUGGAAAUGUCAUCAUCGUUAUCGGGGGAGAUAAUAAAUACGAGGGCUUCGACGAAGAGGAACGUGGGGUUAUUUCACUUUGGGCGAAAAGGAAAGUUUCCUCACAGUUCAGCGAAGAGUGUCUCGAUGGCAGAAACAGCUUCAUCUUUUCUUGGAACAGACAACAUCGAGAAAUUCACGAACAAGCUUUACUACAUCACUUUGACUCAAGGAAGAAAGGACAAAAGUUCGAAUAUCAACCAGAUCAGCGAAAGGAACAACCAAAGGCAGCAACACCGCCGCCAUCAAGAUUGAAAUAGGUAAUACCUCCGUUUUCUUUGUCAGGCAAACGACAAUAUGAGUCAGAGCUGUCACUUAAACCAGAAAGUUCCUUGCGUCACUAUGAAGCUGUAACUGGAGCAAGGGAGAUCAAAGAAUGGAAAACUCUUGAUAGUAGAGCCGAGGGCAGCAAUAUUUCGAGGAAGAAGGCAAGCACAACAACCGCUAAUAAUCAAGGAGCCGGGUCUGAGGAAAUUAUUCGUCCACCUAUCGGAGAAACCAUAGGUUAGAAUAAAAUCUUAAAAACAGAUUUAAAGGAAAAUAUUUAGGCACCUUUCCCACCUAUGCGUCAAUCAAUCGGAAGCUUCAACAUCCAGGAAGCCUCCUGUGGAUUUAAACUUUUGAAGAUUGGUAUGUUCAAAUUCCUGUUUUGAAGAUUCCUUUUGAAGAUUGGUAUGUUCAAAUUCCUGUUCCGGGCCCAAAAUUAUUUCCAAAUGCCCUCCCCAAGUGGCGGAAUUGAUGGUGAAUUUUUUUUUUGUAAAAGGCGGAAUCAGCGACCGCGACUUUCUACUCAUUUACCAAGCUUAAAAAACUAGACCUUGCAGACUUUUCCUUCUCUCCCUAUUUUUAAAAAAAUAAAAACUUUUAUUCCUGUUGAAAUUCCCCAUCCCAGCCAAAAAUGUUCAAAUUCCCCACCCCGGAUAAGGAUGACAGUCAAAUUACCGCGGGUUGCCCAGGGGGUAAUGUUGAAGCUCCGAAUUAAUCUGCGCACUACCUGAAAGGUGAUAAAGCCGACGAAAGCACAAUUCCUCGGUAACUCUUGUCAUUUUGCCCACUUGAAGUCUCCAAGGUAUGUAGAUUUGAGAAGGUAGUAGGAAGUGAACUGCUAAACUUCUACCUUUGCUAGGGGCAUGGCCAAAUGGUGUCUUUUUAAGUGCUGAGGUCAAUUGCCCAUAUGUUUCAACUCUUUGAUUCAUAUCGGAAACUUUAUGAAGAUUUUCACCGAGAAAAUUUUUGCUAAUCGUUUACCCAUGAAAACUAUUAGCGUCUUGUUUCAGCUAAUUCUUAAUUACAAUUUCUGGUUUGCAGAAUUUUUCUUGUGGGAGUUUCUUUGUCGCUGUGUCGGCUUCUUAUUUAUCGACAGAAGGAAGUCUGUUGAACUUGGUUCCAACGCACUGACCGCUAUUAUUUGGCAGUCAUGCACACACGGUUGAAGGAGAAUCAUGCUCCGAAAACCAUCUAAUUUUCAUCUUUACCAUCGACAGUAUCCUAACUUAAAACAAUUGUCUUCAAAUGAGCUUAUAGUUGAUUAUGGACGCUUGCCAUUUUUUAACCUUGCCCAACAACCUGGCCGACCACCUUUCUCGGUUCCAAGUUUCGAUUCUCUUCUUUUCAUCUCAUGGAGAUCUGUUCGAUUAAUCAAGAGCCACACGAAAAUAAAUUAUUAAAAAAAUUGUUUUUUCGUGGUGGUUUUCCGUGUGUGGCCAGCUAACUUUGUUAGUUUCAAAAUGACGGCGUUCAUGUUCGAGUUUUAAGCACAUUUAGCCAGGUUGAGUUACUCAUUGGGAUCUCAAUAUGCAUACUUCUUCCUCAAGAUAAUCUUUAAGUGUACGACUUUCCGUCUCUCACUCUUUAGAAUUGUCGAUUCUUGGCUGUAAUGUGUCAUGUGAGUCUGUGGAUGAUGCGAAAAAAGUUUUUGCAAGAGUUCUUCCCAGCCUUCACUUGUCAAAGGAUCCUUUCGUUGGCAACCUUCCAAUCAACAAAGUUGAAGAAUAUUUGAGGGACUAUCACUUCAGAUUCUCUGUGUUGGUGGUGGACGGUUAUACCGUGAGGGAUGGUUGUGAUGAUCAAAGAUCAAAGGAAUUACAGCGACUUGUAAGACUUGCAGUGGAUAAAGUCGGUAAGUUUUCAAAUUGAACUGAUAAGUUAAUCUCAUAAAAAUCCUUCAUACCACGUUUUUUUCUCAUUACCAUAUUUUUGACCCCCUGAAUUAUUUCGUUGUCGAUAAUUUAGUUACUUUUCGAUGCAUUUAAUCAGAAAUAUUGACUCUUCGUCUGACAAAAAGACAAUCUUACCGCUGAAUGCUUGAGUUGAUUAAUCAUUUUCUCGGAGAGCGGGUAGGGGAGGUCUAGGAAAAGGAUAAUCAUCCUACUGUAGUUUUAUGUAGUUUACAAAAAGUGCAUAGUGGUUACAUCAGACCGUGAGCAGCUAUUCUUCUUUUGUACUGAGAUAAUUUUUUCGUAAAGGUAGAUCACCUUUAUGCAUUCACUGAAUUGCUAUAAACACAGGCAUAGCAACAAUAUUUAAGGUAGCUCUAAGCCCCCUCCAGACUAUAGAACCUGAAUCGGCCAUGGUUCUUCGAAACACGACUAACACUAAUGCUUUGUUAGCUGUUUAUAGACUCUUUGUCACUAUGUUAGUUUUAACCUGACAUAGUGACAGAAAGGGUGCUGGUGCUGAUAGUGCUCGAACAACUAAGCUCAAUUCUUGAAACAAAAUUCGUAUGAUUAGAAUUGAGUAACGACUAAAUGGGUGUGAAGAAAUUAACAAAACAGUCUUAACUUGAGAUUUUACUUGAGUAGAAUGAAGUGUUUUUGAUCCCCUUAACUAAGUAAAUAUCAUACCGUAUCGAGCGACUUGCUUAGCUUUCCUUUUUUUUCUCUUCACAGAUGAAAAAGUCAUUAUCUUGGUUUGCAAUGGGCAAUCAACAACAGAUACAUACAAUGAGUUUAUUGGGCAAAUCGAUAAACUAGAGAAAACGUUUGUUGUGAGAGUAAACAAUGGAAAGCUGAUGGUAGAUCCAGAAAUUUUGUACUAUGUUUUGAGUCCUCAAAUGCCAUGUUCUACGCCAAAUGCACAGUCUAUCUCUCAAGAACAGGAUUUAAACGCUUACUUGUUGUCCACAUAUUCAUACAAAGUAAGCGAAAACUAUCCUCAAAGGAAUUCCUCAGAAGGGAAAAGCAUUGAUGAGAUGAGUGCUCAAAAUAGUCAGCAGCUGGUCCUGGGGACACAGUUCUCAGAAAGACCCCCUCCUGUUGUUGUCCUAAGAAGUUUCGUUCGUCGCGGAGAGAUAUCUUAUCAGAAAGAGGACCAUCAAAUAGGGGACCCUGAAUUUCAAGUUCCUAGUGACAUCCAAGAGAGGCUGUUUCACAGUUUCUGGAACAAACCUCCAGUUGGAGUAAGAGUCAUUAAGCUCAGUAAUGGGUCAACUGAGUGUUACGUUGAUCACAAUUUGAAACAAUUUACGUUGGAUGAGGAAAUACAGCUUGAUACUGGAAAAAAGCUUUUAUUAAAAACUUGUGUUCGCAACGGAAAGGUAUCGUUUGAAGACAACGAUGUAAAGUAUAAAUAUAGAAAUAACUGUAUCCCUGAACACAUUAUCGAUGAUCUACAAAAGAGGAAGGCUGAUGGUGACUUGUACAUCAGUUUACAUGACUCAGGCAAAUUUGAAGCUAUUAUAAAAAGAAGAGGAAAAAUAGAGCAAGCUGCUAAUGCUGCUAAUGCUGCUAAUUCUGCUGCAAAGGCUAUCAAAGAAACAAAGGAAAAAGCACUAAAAGCAUCAAAAAAAGCAUUUGGGUUUCGUUCUCUGGGGCGUAAUUCAGAGAACUGA
Molecule: messenger RNA, 7238 nt
Organism: Pocillopora meandrina
Lineage: Eukaryota; Metazoa; Cnidaria; Anthozoa; Scleractinia; Pocilloporidae
Source: the annotation of a GenBank genome assembly